UAAAACAAAGUAAUUUUUUCGCUAGAGAUUUGUUUUCUUAUUGUAAAUAUUGUGCGUUGGAAAAUUAAAUGAGUUGAAUUAAAAGUUGCUGGAAAAAUGAAUCGCCAAUUGGUGGAAAAUAUUUUAACCGUAAUAAAGACAUCGACCGAUAAAUCAGUGAUUGUUAAGGGUCUGGUAAAACUUCGUACAGAUGUGGUCAAAGAUAAAGAUGGAAUUUUAUUGUUUAGGGAAGCAGGGGGAGUUUCACCAAUGGUACGGUUUCUCAGUAAACCACAUGAGCAAAUAUUGGAAGUGGCGUUAAGUAUUAUGGGCAAUUGUUGUACCGAUGAUAUCAGUUGCAAAGAGGCAUUGGAAAGUAAAAUUGCUAUACCUUUGGCUACAAUUUUAAAAUCCAUACCGAAUCCGGUGAUACAAUGUCGUGCUUGUCGUUUAUUGGGUAAUUUGGCCAAAGUAGAUGCAAAUCAAUUGGUGGCCAAUCAUUGUCCCAUAAUUGCACAAUCAUUGUGUCGCAUCAUUGAGGAUACCUCUGAUGUGCAAACACGUAUGAUGGCAUUUCGAGCAUGUCGUUUUCUAUUGACUAAUUCUCAAUUCGUAAAGAAUUUCCUUCAGGCUGCCGGUUUAGCUACACUUUUACGCAUAUUGGCAUCUGUGAUGAAGAACAACGAUUAUGUGGUCGAAGAAAAACUACUAAAUGACGCCCAAGCCCCUUUAAAGAUGGGCUUGAAACGUAACCAGCAUCGCGAGAAAUAUUUCGAGGAAGUUGCUCGUAAUUUGGAAGGUGUUCGCAGUGAUAUAUUUGAUCAUGAAGUUCUUAAAAAUACCACACGCAAUGCGAAUACUUAUGCCAUGCCCACGGAAAGAGUAGCCUUAGAUCUUAUAUGUGAAAUAUUAAAGUGUUUACUGUCCAUCUCUGAGCUGCAAAUCGGUGUACCCAUUUGGGACUCCUUAAAUAGGGCCAAUUGCACAUUUGCUCCUAUUGUUUAUUUUGUUACCGACGAAAAGAAUAAACACAGAAGUGCAGCCUUAAAGAUUUUAUCGAAUCUUUCCAAAAAUAAUGGAGCUUUCUAUAUACUUAGUUCAGCUGAUGCAAUUUUGGCUGCAUGCGAACUUUUAGUAGCCGGCGAUGAGGAGGGGGCACCAAAUGAAAGUGAAAGUCGACAUUGUAUCAAUAUCAUAAGUAUACUAUCGACAGAUGCUUGUAAUCGUUCGAAAAUAAGACGGUCUGGUGCCUUAAGGAAACUAAUUGCAAUGUGCAAGGAAUCAAAUUCUCAGCCAGAGAAAUCAGCGAUUUUAAAUGUUUUAAUAAAUUUCCAAUAUGACAACAUGAGUAUGGAUCUAAUGUUACGUGAAGGCUUAAUCACAGUUCUAGUUAAAGAACUGGAUCAAUAUGUAACUAGCGAUGAUGAAUGCUACAAAAAGAAACGUGAGGAAAAAUUACAAACGUCUAAAAAACGUAAACUACCGGAAAUUGUAAAAGAACCUAAAUGCAAGUUCCCUAAGGUGAAAGAAGAAAUAUAUUUGGAUUGUGAUUCACCCAGCAGUUCACCAAGAUCAUACAAUGCGCCAUCUAGCCCUUCCAGUUCACGAAGCAUGUCACCUGUGGGAGGGAAUGUAUAUGAGACAAAUGAUUCCGAUGAAGAAUCCUAUUCUCCUGUUUGUAGUGAUGAUGAAGAGGAGGAAGAAGAGAAAAAUGAGGAUGAUACUAAAACAGAUACUAGUAGCUACUUAUACAGUAAUCCAAAUAUCAAUUGUAAUGAUCAUACUAUAAUAAUGAAUCUACUGGAUGUUGCGGCCAGGUCAGAUCCAAUUGAAGAUCAUAUUUUACUGGACAAAGAAGAUGAUGAAGAAAUAAGUCAAGAUGCUGCUUUGAAAUUGCCGCCAACGAGUAACUUGCCUCAUAAUACCAUAGAUAUAAUAGAUAAUUUAAUAUUUCGCGUAACCUGCUUGGUGAAGAAAUGUUUAGACUUGGGCAAACCUGAAACCAUGAACACCCUUAUCAAGGCCAUAAAUAUGUUUGGCAUCAAUUUAGAUUUUGCUGGAUCUCUUACCAAUAUUUUAUUAGAAAGUCAAUUUUUUGGACAGGUCAUUAAACAGGGAAUAUGCCAUCAAUUGUUUCAAUUAACAAAAAUAAAAGAGAUGGCUAAAGAUGGUUUUGGUUUCCUAGACACCUUAACAUCUGUGGGCGAAUGUAAUUAUGGCAAGGAAGAAUUGGCACGUCUAUUGCGUUGCGAGGAUACUGUAGCACAAAAGAGGGCCGCCAUUACUGUAGCAUACAUAAUCAGAAGUAAACCUCUGCUAUAUCAAUUCCUUAAUGAUGGCAAUGCGCUCUCCGUUUUACUAAACAUAAUAUUAAGUGCCAAACAGGAUGAAUUUACAGCCGAAGCAGUUGAUUCGCUAACUUGCAUGUCACGCUUCACCUUGGGCAUUGAUAUACCACAGACGGCGGCUGACAAACGUCUAGAUGAGUAUGAGAUAUUCAUAGAAAAGGAUGCUGACCAAGCUUUACAUGAGACAUGUGAUAUGCGUUUUUUGUUACACGAUCCAAAUGACACCGAAGAUAGCAGCACAUCCGUUACAGCGGUGGCUUUUAAUAAGGCUUUACUCUGCUCCACCAGCGAAGUAUUCAAUACAAUGUUAAAUAGUGAUUUUCGUGAAGGCCACGAAGGUGAAAUACACUUGCGCACUUACACCGUCAGCGGUCUGCUCUAUUUCCUCAAUCUCAUUGUGCGCCAAUCGAAGGAUUUAAAAAUGAAUAUACCACCAGCCGACAAAUACCAUGCUCUGUUGGAGGCUUUUGAAAUGUCACGCAUUUAUAUCAUACCCGAAAUGGAACAAUUCGUUUUGCAAGUUUUGAUAUCUCAACUGGAUGAAUCGAAUUGUUUGAGCGUGUUGGAAUGGUCGAUGAAAAACUAUCAUGUGGAGCUGACUGAAAUGUCGAUUAACUAUUAUUUGUGUUCAUCCUUGACUACCGAAGCCAAAGUAAAUUUAUUUAGAAUCGCCGAUUAUUCGACAUAUUCGGCGGAAUGGUUUCAAAUGAUUAUAGAAGCUGUUUUGGCUAGAUGUCGUAAUGGUUUUUAAACAUAUUCAUUUCUCUUUUAAGUUAUAUGUAUGUGAUUUUCUUUUCUAAGAUAUAAAUUAUAUUUUUUUUUUAAAUUUACUAUUAUUUUCUAAAACUUGACUGUAUUUAUUUUUUUAAACUCCCAUUUAAGUUGUAAUUAAGCUGAAUAACAUGUUUUACUAAUGUGCGUAUGAUUAUGAAGGAA
This is a messenger RNA of Calliphora vicina (urban bluebottle blowfly), 3263 nucleotides long. RefSeq names its product R and B (gene Rnb). Lineage: Eukaryota; Metazoa; Arthropoda; Insecta; Diptera; Calliphoridae. Gene Ontology annotation, biological process: anatomical structure morphogenesis. Gene Ontology annotation, cellular component: cytosol. Bases 97 to 3078 code for a protein of 993 amino acids. The transcript is spliced from 8 exons. The record is from RefSeq and is a predicted model, not a curated record. Gene Ontology annotation, molecular function: protein binding.